Molecule: messenger RNA, 1142 nt
Organism: Truncatella angustata
Lineage: Eukaryota; Fungi; Ascomycota; Sordariomycetes; Amphisphaeriales; Sporocadaceae
Exons: 5
Coding region: 137-811 (224 amino acids)
Source: RefSeq, a predicted model, not a curated record
UAUAACUACCGUUUUAUACAUAUCUCUAUAUUUAUGAUAGACAGCCACCGCAGCCCAAAGAUCCAGAUAUUGGAGCAUAGUCAUUCAUUAAAUCAUCACUCGUUCAAACCACACAGCUACACCUCGAAUCUGCAAGAUGCAUUUCUCUGCAGUUCUGCUCGCGGCUUUGCCCGUCACUGUUCUGGCUAUACCAGCUGCUGUUGCUGACUUGCCCGUGCUGUCGUUCCCUGGCACUGAGACCUCUUCGUCCUCGGCUCCAACCAGUUCAGCUCCGACUGGAGUUACGAUUGAAGGUAUUGCCUACGCCGGAAGCGGCUGCAACGCAGGCAGCGUGGCCGGCGCGAUCUCGUCCGACGCGCAAACCAUCACGCUGCUCUACGACAGCUUCGUCGCGCAGGCGGGACCGGGCAUCACGCCGUCCGAGGCGCGCAAGAACUGUCAGCUCAACCUGCAGCUGAGUCUGCCCCAGGGCUGGCAGUUCAGCGUCUUCAAGGCCGACUACCGCGGCUACGCGUACCUCCAGGACGGCGACAAGGGCGUCAUCAAAGCCACGUACUACUUCUCCGGUGACUCGACCCAGGUGUCCAGCCAGCUGGAUCUCAAGGGCGCGUACGACGACAACUACCUCAAGACGGACGAGUUUGGCAUCGAGAGUACGGUCUGGUCGCCCUGCGGCGAGGAGGGUCUCUUGAACGUCAACAGCGAAGUUCGCGUCACUCCUCUUAACACCACUAACAUUGCUCUGCUUACUGUCGAUUCUACCGACUUGAACUUCGAGACUGUCCAUUACCUCCAGUGGCAGACUUGCUAAAUACUUUUCAACAAAUUUUGAAGUUAUUUUUGGGGAUAUUUUACAAUCAGUGGAAGCAUUAUGCUGGGGUUUCAUUUAUGCGGCAAUCAGUUUCCGUGGUAUCCAUGCAUUGUUUUCAGUUUCGGCAGCCACCGGUUCCUGACGUAAGAAUUCAACCAACUCCUCAAAUAUGGUGGGCUAAGAUCGAAAUCGAAACAAUACAAUGAUUCAAUUCUCAAUUGGAGGGAUUCGUCCCCAUCUCCACCCAACUACCUUCGUCCUUUCUUUUGAUACUGUAAACGUGACAGUACUCAUUCCCAGCGUCAAAAUUCUGGAAUGAUCCCAAAGGGGA